CCUCUUUAGCAUACCAUGGUAAUGCAUACUCAUCUUCAGCCGGGUUUGGUUCACGCUUGGGGGAGCGCAUUGUUAUGGAGUUAAAUCGCAAAGAAGACGAGCAGAGCGAUGUGUUCGCCGGCUUCAGCACGCCGUUUAAAUCGUUCGCCACAGAGGCAAUUCACGUCGGUCAGGAGCCGGAGCAAUGGAAAUCAAUGGCUGUAGUGCCGCCGAUCUCUCUGUCCACCACGUUCAAGCAGAACGAACCAGGAAACCACGCCGGGUUUGAGUACAGCCGCAGUGGGAACCCUACCAGAAACUGUCUUGAGAAGGCUGUGGCUGCUUUGGAUGGAGCAAAGUAUUGCAUUGCUCUUGCCUCUGGCCUGGCAGCCACGGUGACCAUCACUCACAUGCUGAAGUCGGGCGAUGGGAUCGUCUGCAUGGAUGACGUGUACGGAGGCACCAACCGUUACUUUCAGAGAGUUGCCAGUGAUGUUGGUCUGGAGGUGUCUUUUGCUGACUGUACAAAACCAGAGAUGCUGAAGGCUGCUCUGAAGGCCAACACUAAACUGGUGUGGAUCGAGACGCCCACCAACCCCAUGAUGAAGGUCGUUGACAUCAAGGCCUGUUCUGAGUUGGUCCACAAUCACAACAAAGACAUCGUGGUGGUUGUGGACAACACCUUCAUGUCUGCCUAUUUCCAGCGCCCCUUGGCUUUGGGAGCUGAUGUCUGCAUGUAUUCAGCCACCAAAUACAUGAACGGUCACAGUGAUGUGGUCAUGGGUCUGGUCUCAGUGAACCGGGAAGAUCUGUAUGAGCGACUGAAGUUCCUGCAAAAUGCACUGGGUGGUGUACCGUCUCCCUUUGACUGCUACCUCUGCAACCGCGGACUGAAGACGCUACACCUGCGGAUGGAGCGACACUUCAAGAACGCCAUGGCUGCUGCCAAGUUUCUGGAGGACGAUCCUAGGGUAGAGCGCGUCAUUUUCCCAGGCCUUCCCUCACACCCCCAGCACGAAGUCAUGAAGAGACAAUGCACCGGAUGUCCGGGGAUGAUCACCUUCUACAUUAAGGGAAAACUGGAGCAUGCUACCACCUUCCUCAGUAGCCUGAAAAUGUUUGCGAUAGCCGAGAGUCUUGGUGGUUAUGAAAGUUUAGCAGAACAUCCAGCAAUUAUGACUCAUGCAUCAGUGCCAGAAAAAGAGAGGAAUGUCCUGGGGAUCAGUGACACACUGAUCCGGCUGUCUGUGGGACUUGAGGAUGAGGCUGACAUCGUUGAGGACCUGGAGCAAGCACUGGCGGCUGCUCAUCCAAAGAAAAAGUGAAAUGUCUUCAGGGCGUCUCCGAGGCUCGGGAUGAAGACCGGCAGCACUGGAACUGUUAAAUCAUCGCAGAUCAACAUUUGGUACCUCAGUUCAGUGCAUGAACUGCAGAGAUUCAUCUAUCAGGGAACAACUUAAAAAAUACAAAUUGUGAUAUCUGUGAAUAAUUUACAAAAGUUCUUACAUUAGAUUCUUUUUGAUGCCUAUUUUACAAGAGCAUCAGUUUUAAUCUUAUUUAUCUUAUACAGGUUUUGCUUUGUUUCUAUGUUUGAAUGUGUUUUAAUUAAGCUUUGUUUGUAAGGCUUUAAUGAGGCAUAGUACUUUUCAGUAAGUACUGUCAUGAACAGUAUGAGUUUCUGCAGGAAAAACGCCAAACACCAGACGUUUUUGCUGUGUAAUCUUGCUGUAAAGCCUGUGUACAUCAGGUUGUAUUCUAGUUUUCACCCACAGAACAGUCUCCAAACAGAGUUUAAUAUCUCUGCCCCUUAUUACAUCUGUAGCUGUAACCUGUAUUAAUAACUUCCUAAAUCUUACUGGCAUAAAAGUCCAAAAGUCAGAAGAAAUGUCUAUAUUUUCUCUUCACAGUCAACAUCUACUAUAACGUUUAACAUUUAAGAGGCUCUCUCCAGAAACAUGUAAAUCCAUCAAGAACAAACAAUAUUUCCAUUUAAAAAUGAUAAAUAGAAAUAUACUUAUUUGGUGGCCGAAGAACAAUGAAAUACCAGUUUUGAACAUGAUAGUACGCAUCAUCAAGUUGUGUCUUGUAAGGACGACGAGAGGAAACCUAUUCCUAAAUUUUGAGACCAAUCAGGAUAUUUUCCAAUAUAUGGGGGAGUGUUUGGCACGCACAAGAGGAGAGUUUGCCAACAGUAGGUGGGGGUUUGUAAUAACUGAAAGCUGUGGCAAGAGUAUUUCAGAAAAGAUCUGUGUGUGUAUUAUUUUACUCAAGUCAUAGCAAUGUCUUCCUAGGUCAGGACUCAAAACAGCUUUUUAUCUGUGGCACUCCCUCCUGCUUUCCCCCUUUAGUCACACAUCGCAUCGUCAAACAUAGGCUUCAUUUGGGACAGACCACUCAAUCACAAUCAAUGUAAUUUAUGUAACCGACAAAUCCAUUAAAAUCAGUUUGCAGUAUA
Molecule: messenger RNA, 2434 nt
Organism: Micropterus dolomieu (smallmouth bass)
Lineage: Eukaryota; Metazoa; Chordata; Actinopteri; Centrarchiformes; Centrarchidae
Gene: cth
Product: cystathionase (cystathionine gamma-lyase)
Exons: 12
Coding region: 75-1304 (409 amino acids)
Biological process (GO): transsulfuration
Cellular component (GO): cytoplasm
Molecular function (GO): cystathionine gamma-lyase activity; pyridoxal phosphate binding
Source: RefSeq, a predicted model, not a curated record